Messenger RNA from Guillardia theta CCMP2712, 1290 nucleotides. RefSeq names its product uridine kinase. NCBI's taxonomy places the organism in Eukaryota, Cryptophyceae, Pyrenomonadales, Geminigeraceae. The transcript has 14 exons. The record is from RefSeq and is a predicted model, not a curated record. Gene Ontology annotation, molecular function: uridine kinase activity; ATP binding; phosphotransferase activity, alcohol group as acceptor. Bases 154 to 1290 code for a protein of 378 amino acids. Gene Ontology annotation, cellular component: cytoplasm.
AGGAUGUCGUUCUCGAACAAUUGACCAACAUCAAUAUUGUGAGUUUUGAUCAGUUUUCGAGGCCUGACCAGGAGGAGGAGGAGGGAGAAGAAGAAGAAGCUUCCCGUUACCGUGUCUUGCCUGCUUCAUCCCAUCGCUGCACACGGGCAUACCAUGUGGAAAGGCGCUUACAUUGCGACCGUCUUUGCGGCAUUGAUGCUGGAAUUCUCCCAUGCUGGAGUCGUCGAGAAUCAUCAGAUGCCCUUGACGAAGAAACCCUCACAAGAGCGAGGAGAUUCGAUCUGCCGCCAUGUGCAGGAGGCGAGCGCUGAGAUGCAGAGGGAAGAGCAGCAGGGGACUCUGAGGAGGUCGAAGUCCACGUUCUGGAUAGAGGGGUACAAGGCAGGGUGCAUGCAGUUCCUGCAGAGCUACAUCCCCGACCACAGGGACGGGAAGCCUCUUGUCGUCGGUAUCGCAGGAGGAAGCGGAAGCGGGAAGACGACGAUCAUGGACGUGAUAGUGGAGCACCUGGGAAAGGAAAACGUUGCUGUGUUGUCCCACGACAACUACUAUCGCCACCGCCCCCACCUUACUGUAGAAGAACGCGACAACAUCAAUUUCGAUCAUCCUGACAGUCUGGAAACGGAGCUGAUGGUACAACACUUGCAGGAGCUCAUCAACGGUACUGCCGUCCGCGCUCCUGUCUACGACUUUGCUACGCACCUCCGUAAAACGAACGAGACGCUCCUGAUAGAACCUCGGCCCAUCAUCCUGGUUGAAGGAAUUCUUAUCCUCUACGAACAAGUCCUUCGGAAUCAUAUGAACUUGAAAGUCUAUGUUGACGUCGAGGCUGAUCGUCGAAUCAUCCGUCGCAUUGAUCGUGACAUGGUUGAGAGAGGGAGAUGCUUCCACUCGAUCGUGCAUCAGUAUCUUGAUACUGUCAAGCCCAUGCAUGAUGCUUUUGUCGAGCCUUCAAAACAAUUUGCCGACGUCAUCAUCCCCUUUGGCGGAAGAAAUAUCGCUGCCAUCCAAGUUCUCCUCGAACGUCUUAAGGCGCACAUGCGGAAUAAUUUUGCCUACGUACAGGCCACCAAUCCAGAUGCGCAGAGUGUCGGGGGUGAGGGCGACGGAGGAAGAGAAACUAACUUAACUAAGCCAACCCCAGGGAGCGACUCGCCCAUCCGUGCCAUGUCGCCGGUGUUGGAAGGCACUCCCAUCUACCAUAGCCGCCGGACCCCUUCAACUCUCCGUCUCCCUCAUGAGAAGUCAUUCCAUCAUGAGUUUCCGCCAGAGGAUGGAUAUUCUCUCUAG